AUGGUAAAUCAUCAAGAGAAAGAGAAAUUAAUCUCUGAUGCAUCAAUUUCAAUUCAAGGCGAUGCCAAUACACCACCAGUAAAAUAUAUACCAAGAGACAGUAAAAAGGAAGGUUUUGGAACAAGAAUAUUGGUGGCUGUAGGCCUCAAAGAGUCUUCUAAAAAAACCGAAAAGGAUCCAAACAAAGAAAAAGAGUUUCAUGAAAAGUUUAAACAAUUGUCAGCAUUGGACAAGGAUGCCAUGUUACAUCGCACACAAACACCAGACACUGGUCUCUCUCAACAAGAAGCCGAUCGUCGUAUUCAAGAGUUUGGUCGCAACGUUAUCAAGACUGUCAAACCAACUCCAUGGUGGAAGUUAUUGUUUAACGCUCUUUCACAUCCAUUCAAUAUCGUAUUGACCGUUAUUGCCGUCGUUUCCAUUGCCACCAACGAUGUUCCAACCUUUUCCGUUGUCAUGUUUAUGGUUCUCUUGUCAGCUGGUUUACGUUUCUACGAAGAAAGAAAAUCGACAAAGGCCUUUAACCAUCUCAAGUCACUCAUCAAGACUACCAUUACCGUUCGUCGUGGUGGUGUCGAUAUGAAGAUUGAUAUGGAAGACGUUGUUCCAGGUGAACUCAUUCCAUUAAAGGCAGGUGAUGUAUUCCCAGGUGAUGUCCGUAUCUUGGAAUCAAACAGUCUCUACGUUUCUCAAUCAUCGCUAACUGGUGAGUUUUUGCCAGUUGAAAAGUCGGCAUUUGCAUCGGAAACACCAACCUCUAUCUUUGACACACCAAACAUUUGUUUAAUGUCUACCAACAUUGUAUCUGGUAGUGGUCUUGGUGUUGUCUUUGAAACUGGUCCAACCACCUACAUCUCUUCCAUCUCUGAAAUUCUUACUAGCACUCAAACUACCAAUGCUUUUGAUGUCGGUGUCAAAAAGGUUGCCUAUCUUCUCAUGGGUUUUGGUCUCAUCAUGGUUCCAAUCGUCGUUACAAUCAAUGGUAUUACUACUCAUGAUUGGUAUGAUUCUGCUAUGUUUGGUCUUUCUGUUGCUAUUGGUUUAACACCAGAAAUGCUUCCAAUGAUUUUAAAUGCAAACCUUGCAAAGGGAGCAUCGGAUAUGUCAAGAAAAAAAACCAUCGUCAAACAACUCAGUUCAAUUCAAAAUAUGGGUGCCAUGGAUGUUUUGUGUUCCGACAAGACCGGUACAUUGACAGAAGAUGAUGUCAAAUUGACCGAUUAUAUUGGUGGUGACAAGAAAGAGAAUGAAGAUGUUCUCAAGUUUGGUUUCCUCAAUUCCAAUUUCCAAAGAGGUCUCAAGAAUGUUCUCGAUGUCUCUAUUAUCAGUGUUCACGAAGAAAAGUAUGGAGCCACUACACCAAACUACAAGUUGAUCGAUGAAUUCCCAUUUGAUUUUACUCGUCGUCGUGUAUCUGUUAUUCUCCAAAAGGAAGGUGAGCAAUCACACUUUAUGGUUUGCAAAGGUGCCGUAGAAGAAGUGCUCUCCUGCUGCUCAUCUAUGGCCUGCGAAGGUGGUCGAAUCCAACAACUCGAUCGUGACUCUAGAAAGCAAUUACUCAACAUUACCGAUGAACUCAAUAUCGAUGGUCUUCGUGUACUCUGUGUUGCCAGCAAACAAGUCAAUGUCAACGGCGACUAUGCAUACGAUGUAAAAAAGGAUGAAAACGAACUUGUAUUCCAAGGUUUCCUUUCUUUUAUCGAUCCACCAAAGGCUGAUUGUGCCGAUGCUAUUGCUCUCCUCACUAAAAAUAAUGUUCAAGUAAAGGUACUCACCGGUGACAAUCUUGCCGUUGCCAAAAAGAUUUGUCGUGACGUAGGUAUCGAUGUGUCACGUGUCAUCUCUGGUCCAGAACUCGAAGAGGUUGAUGAAGAAGAUUUUAACAGAAUCGUCGAAGAAUGCACUCUCUUUGCCAAGCUUACACCAAUCCAAAAGUACAAUGUUGUUCGUGCAUUGAAACGUCACAAACAUACAGUUGGUUUCUUGGGAGACGGUAUCAAUGAUGCUCUUGCACUCCGUGAAGCCGAUAUUGGUAUCUCUGUCGACACUGCCACCAAUAUUGCCAAGGAUGCCUCUGAUAUUAUUCUACUAGAAAAGUCAUUAAACGUCAUCAACCAAGCCAUUACCACCGGUCGUACAACACAUGCCAACACUAUCAAGUACAUCAAGAUGGCAGCUUCAUCCAACUUUGGUAACGUCUUUUCCAUGUUGGUUGCCUCUGCCUGGUUACCAUUCAUUCCAAUGCAACCAUUGCAAUUGCUCACACAAAACCUCCUCUAUGAUUUCUCACAAAUUGCCAUCCCAUGGGACAAUGUCGAUGAAGAGUUCCUUAGAACACCACAUCCAUGGUCUGUUAAAAGUUUGUUCCGUUUCAUGGUGUUCCUCGGUCCAAUCUCUUCGAUUUUCGAUGUCACCACCUUUUCCUACAUGUGGUGGUAUCUCGGUUGGAACAGUGCUCAUCAUGCUAAAAUCUUCCAAACUGGUUGGUACGUCGAAGGUCUUAUCACUCAGGUUAUCAUUGUUCAUAUGAUUCGUACUCAAAAGAUUCCAUUCCUACAACGUUGGGGUUCGUGGCAACUUACUCUCAACACUCUCUGGGUUGGUGUCGCCGGUGUCGCCAUUCCAUACACUCCACUCGGUGAUUUCCUUGGUAUGCAAGCUCUUCCACUUUGGUACUAUCCAGGUCUUGCUGCUUCUUUUGUUGGUUAUUUCCUCUUUACUCAAAUCGUUAAAAAGAUUUAUAUGACUCUAUUCAAAGAAUGGUUGUAA
Messenger RNA from Cavenderia fasciculata, 2769 nucleotides. RefSeq lists its product as uncharacterized. Gene Ontology annotation, cellular component: membrane. Gene Ontology annotation, biological process: magnesium ion transport; monoatomic ion transmembrane transport. The transcript is spliced from 2 exons. The record is from RefSeq and is a predicted model, not a curated record. Gene Ontology annotation, molecular function: ATP binding; ATP hydrolysis activity; P-type magnesium transporter activity. Lineage: Eukaryota; Evosea; Eumycetozoa; Acytosteliales; Cavenderiaceae. Bases 1 to 2769 code for a protein of 922 amino acids.